AUGGAGACUUACGUCGAUGCGACUGGUGUGGACACGGCAGCCACAACGACGGAACCUACGCCGGCCACGCAGACGAAGAGGAAGAAGUUAAAGGUUAUGAUUGCGAUUGAUGAGAGCAAGAACAGCUUAUAUGCGUUGGAAUGGGCAGUGGAUCAUCUCAGAGAUGUUCUUAGAGCCGAACCGGAAAACGAUCAAGAAGGCGGUUUACUUACGUUGCUUCAUGUUCAUCCACCGCACCUUCAAUAUAUCUACCCUUCUGGCGGAACCGCUACGGCGGUGUAUGCGACAGAUUCAGUUGCUGAAUCAAUGAGGAAAGCACGAGAAGAGAGCACGACCAAGUUGUUCACACGGGGAUUGGAGAUUUGCCGAGGCAAAAUGGUGAAGACGGAAACGAUGAUAUUGGAAGGAGAUCCAAAGGAGAUGAUAUGCCAAGCGGUCGAGCAAACCCACGUGGAUCUUCUUGUUGUUGGUAGCCGUGGACUCGGCAUGAUCAAAAGGGCCUUUCUAGGGAGUGUGAGUGAUUACUGUGCCCAACAUGCGAAAUGUCCAAUUCUCAUCGUACGUCCACUUAGAGAAACCUCGACUAGUAAGGAACACACCAAGAGCAAGUAA
Messenger RNA from Thlaspi arvense, 612 nucleotides. Lineage: Eukaryota; Viridiplantae; Streptophyta; Magnoliopsida; Brassicales; Brassicaceae. The record is from the annotation of a GenBank genome assembly.